GGUUUCCCCCUCCCCUCACGGCGGAAGCCGACCUCGCCCGCCCCGGAAGUGCAAAGUGUGUGGUCUGGCAGGUGUGGAUUACGCCGGUGAAGGCUGAAGGCAGCUUACCUUAGAGAUGCCGGGGUCCGCAGCAAAGGGCUCGGAGUUGUCAGAGAGGAUCGAGAGCUUCGUGGAGACCCUGAAGCGGGGUGGUGGGCCGCGCAGCUCCGAGGAAAUGGCUCGGGAGACCCUGGGGCUGCUACGCCAGAUCAUUACGGACCACCGCUGGAGCAACGCGGGGGAGCUGAUGGAGCUGAUCCGCAGAGAGGGCAGGAGGAUGACGGCCGCUCAGCCCUCCGAGACCACCGUGGGCAACAUGGUGCGGAGAGUGCUCAAGAUUAUCCGGGAGGAGUAUGGCAGACUCCAUGGACGCAGCGACGAGAGUGAUCAGCAGGAGUCCCUGCACAAACUGUUGACAUCCGGAGGCCUGAACGAGGAUUUCAGCUUCCAUUAUGCCCAACUCCAGUCCAACAUCAUUGAGGCGAUAAAUGAGCUGCUAGUGGAGCUGGAAGGGACAACGGAGAACAUUGCAGCCCAGGCUCUGGAGCACAUUCACAGCAAUGAGGUGAUCAUGACCAUUGGCUUCUCCCGAACAGUAGAGGCCUUCCUCAAAGAGGCUGCCCGGAAGAGGAAAUUCCAUGUCAUUGUAGCAGAGUGUGCUCCUUUCUGCCAGGGUCAUGAAAUGGCUGUGAAUUUGUCCAAAGCAGGUAUUGAGACAACUGUCAUGACUGAUGCUGCCAUUUUUGCCGUAAUGUCAAGAGUCAACAAGGUAAUCAUUGGCACGAAGACCAUCCUGGCCAAUGGUGCCCUGAGAGCUGUGACAGGAACUCACACUCUGGCACUGGCAGCAAAACACCAUUCCACCCCACUCAUCGUCUGUGCACCUAUGUUCAAACUUUCCCCACAGUUCCCCAAUGAAGAAGACUCAUUUCAUAAGUUUGUGGCUCCUGAAGAAGUCCUGCCAUUCACAGAAGGGGACAUUCUGGAGAAGGUCAGCGUGCAUUGCCCUGUGUUUGACUACGUCCCACCAGAGCUCAUUACCCUCUUUAUCUCCAACAUUGGUGGGAAUGCACCUUCCUACAUCUACCGCCUGAUGAGUGAACUCUACCAUCCUGAUGAUCAUGUUUUAUGACCGACCACACUUGUCCUAAGCAGAGAUUGUUUAGGCAGAUACAGAAUGAAGAGGAGACUUGAGUGCUGCUGCUGAAACAUAUCCUUGCAAUGUGGGACUGCACAGGAGUACACCUAAAAAAAAUCCUUGAUACUGUUGCCUGCCUUUUUAGUCACCCUGUAUCAAGGGCACACAUCCAGGACUGUGUCUUGCCUUUCAGAUCUGAACAGAGCAGUGGGGCUUAACCUGUUGAUUUUGGAGCCUCUUAGUGACCUGGUUGCGUCUGUGUCAGGAACUUAAACUUUCUGGUUCAGUAGUGUGUUAAACAUAACACUGAAUACCUUGCUGGGAUACAGAUUUUUGCUCAGAAAUGGCUACAACACUUCUUCUAGGCUCUGCCAAUAAAAGCCACUUGAAGGUUC
Piliocolobus tephrosceles (Ugandan red Colobus) is the source of this 1572-nucleotide messenger RNA. It is a transcript of the gene EIF2B2, whose product is annotated as eukaryotic translation initiation factor 2B subunit beta. Gene Ontology annotation, biological process: translational initiation. The transcript is spliced from 8 exons. NCBI's taxonomy places the organism in Eukaryota, Metazoa, Chordata, Mammalia, Primates, Cercopithecidae. The coding region runs from base 116 to 1171 and encodes 351 amino acids. Gene Ontology annotation, molecular function: translation initiation factor activity; guanyl-nucleotide exchange factor activity. Gene Ontology annotation, cellular component: eukaryotic translation initiation factor 2B complex. The record is from RefSeq and is a predicted model, not a curated record.